This is a messenger RNA of Fusarium redolens, 2016 nucleotides long. RefSeq names its product P-loop containing nucleoside triphosphate hydrolase protein. The transcript is spliced from 6 exons. Bases 1 to 2016 code for a protein of 671 amino acids. NCBI's taxonomy places the organism in Eukaryota, Fungi, Ascomycota, Sordariomycetes, Hypocreales, Nectriaceae. Gene Ontology annotation, molecular function: ATP hydrolysis activity; ATP binding. The record is from RefSeq and is a predicted model, not a curated record.
AUGUCUCCUGACACCAAACUCUACAGGCAUCGCUGCCUCCGUGGCUCGUGUCCUGACAGAUGGUCCAAAUUUCCUAACCACAAAGAAGACCAGGACAACCUGGAAGAAAUCACUUCGAAGGAUCCAAUCGUUCACCGACACAUCUUCAGCGACCAUAAAUGGGAGACUGAAUCUUUCACCAUCCAUAGCCCUCUCAUGCAAGGAGUGCUCUCGACUGUCCUGGAAAGAUAUCAGGACCUUGAUCUUGAACUCGAGAAAUGGACUUUCAAACCACCAUUCAUGCCUCUGAUCCACCGGUGGGACCGCCUUCUGUCUCUGUGCGAUGAUCAAGGCAAAGAGCCUGUACCAGAGGCUUCGACUCAACUUCUAGAAUUCCUAACCCCGAUCCUGGCACCCAAGGUUGACGCACUUGUGAAGACCCGCAAGACUGGAAACGUCAUGUUCCAGGACCUGUGGCAGAUCUUUGCUCCACAUGAAUUUGUGAUGACAAAGUUCUACGGUGUCGAAGCUGUAUGCCGUGUCACGAAAUACAAACUCGUGGAACCAAACUUCGCACCUCCAUACUGGGAGAUCUAUCUGGAGUAUAUUGACUGGAAUGGUAAUCGUUGUGGCUAUGCGAACACCAUGACUGUCAUCCCGGAAUUCUCUGCCUAUCGACGAGUCACCUCGCUGCCUGCCUACCCCUUGUCUUUCCACAACUCCGCUUCCAAGAUUCGAGAGCAGAUGAUUGAACGAGGCCGAAAGUUUGAGGCCUUGCGUGGUUAUCACUUCCAGGCCUGUUCCGGAACCAAGAUUCUAUUGCCUCCUGGAAAGUCAGAGGAGCGACCGGUCUCUGGUCGAGUCAUCGUUGACGCUCACGCUUACUAUUUGACCAAUGAUAUUGUGAAACCUGAUCUCGCGCCCCUAAUCGGGGACGGUGAAGCCAAUCAACCCCAGAAAUCGGACGAGGCUGAGAAACGAGGCAAAAAGAAUUCCAAAAAUCGCGGCUGUGACGGCUGGGGCUGUACAGAUGGCUUAUGCGACUUCUGCCGCAACGAGGACGAGGACGACAAUGAUGACACUGAUACUUCUGAUGAACGCAAUACGCCUGUGGUGGAAGGUAACGCAGAAAUGACGGUGAAAGCACCAAACGAUGCUGCAGGGCGCUCUGAGACGCUUGACGACCUGACUGACGACAUGUGUCUCGUUGCGACUCCGUGGGUGAAAGGCUUUGACCUCAAGACCAAGGAAUGGGCCCAGUUCUAUGUGGACAGUAUAACCCCCGUAGUGUGGAAUGAUGCCGCAUUCAAUCACCUCGUGCUCCCCGGGACAGAGAAACAGCUUGCUUGGGAGUUUGUGGAGAACAAGACACUCGCCAACAGCUUUGACGACUUUAUCCAAGACAAAGGUCGUGGUAUCAUAAUUCUCAUGUUUGGUCCACCUGGUGUAGGAAAGACCUAUACGGCAGAAGCAGUUGCUGAGAAGGCACGGGUGCCGCUGUACUCCAUGAGCGCUGGAGAUCUCGGAACCGUGCCAAAAGAGGUCGAACUCGCCCUGGAGCGAGCACUCACCCUCUGUGGUCUCUGGAAUGCUAUGCUUCUACUUGACGAAGCUGACGUAUUCCUCGGUGCUCGCACUGACAGUGACCUGGCUAGGAAUGAGCUUGUAGCUGUCUUCCUCACGAAGCUAGAGUACUACACGGGAGUCUGCUUCCUCACGACGAAUCGAACAGCCAGCAUCGAUACCGCAUUCCAGUCUCGCGUAGAUCUCUUCCUUCCUUACAAGGACUUGACUUUUGAAGCUAGGAAGAAGGUUUGGCAGAACUUCAUCAAUCGCGCUGGCGGUGCUCAAGUUGAGAUUCCAGACGAGGAUAUGAACAAGCUGGCUGAGAUGAAGCUGAAUGGCCGAGAGAUCAAGAACCUGAUCAAGAGCGCUCAUCUACUGGGUCUCAAGAACGGAGGUGUCAUCCAGGUAGACCGGCUCUUGAUGCUGGCUCGGAAUCGGGUUGCUGCUCUUGGGGAGUUGAAAAACAACUGA